GAAACCGCGCUUGCCGCUUUCGGAGCGGCGACGGAACAACACGGCCGCCUUUGGCUCCUCCCCGCUGCCGCUCUAGCCUUUCUCUCUCUACUCUUCUGCGAAACCGGGUGGAUGGGCGCGUGCCUGCUCAGUUCUGGCGCCCGCAAAAGAGGAGGUGUGGGGUGGGGGACGGACCGGAGAGCGUGUGUACAGGAAGGAAAGACCAGCCGAAACCACUCCAGUCGCCGACCUUUUUUUUUCUAUCCGCCCCCUGUUUCCUGCUGAGUGGCCUCUUCCUCUUUCUGUGCCCCCUUUCUUCUAUUGGUGAAACCCUAAUGACUUAAAUUUCUCUGUUGGCAACUGCAUUUCCUUCAUCCUCUCCACCGAACUUCACUUGAGUUUUCUAGGGGCUUUUUUUUUUUUUCAUCAGGAUAUUAUCAUGUAGCUAUAUAAACCGAAGUUAUAGCAGGAGUUAUAAGGGGGGAGGGGGAAUCACCAGUGAAAUGAUAAUCCUUGCUGGUGAGAGGUCACAUUCUAUUGUUUGCAUGUCUUCUUUUAUACCUGUUCUGCCCUGGUUUAAUUUUUUCCCCUGAAUUUAUAAUCGCAAAUGGAUGUCUCUGAAACAGUCUGUCAGGAAGCUGGUAAAUCGCCUCCCCUUUUACCAGACGGUGUCUGUGCAAAUGAUCCUGGACUUGUCAAGCAAGACCAUUCACACAGUCCAUCAUCUCCUUUCUUUGGUGACACUGAAUUGCAGUCUGUUGCUCCUUUCAACAGGAAAGCAGGAGGAAAGUGUAGGAUUCAAGUGUCUGUAAUUCUGCCAGUCUAUAAUGCCGAAUCUUGGCUGGAUGAAUGUCUGAAGUCUGUUCUGGAUCAAGAUUUCCAAGGUUCUAUUGAACUGUCUGUUUUUAAUGAUGCUAGCACGGAUAAUUCUAUAAGUAUAAUUAAAAAAUGGAAGGUUUUGUUGGAAGAAGCGGACAUUCGCGUAGUACUGGGAGAAAAUUACUCAACUCAUCCAGGUGGAGUUGGCUUUGCUAAAAAUUGUGCUAUUGAUCAGAGCUCGGGGGAGUAUCUCUGCUUUCUGGACUCGGAUGAUGUGAUGAUGCCCCAGAGAAUAAGGCUGCAAUGGGAAGCUAAUAUUAAGUAUCCAAGGAGUAUUAUAGGUUGCCAAAUUAAGAGAGAACCAGCAGAAGCUACUGAGCGCUAUACUAGGUGGAUCAAUAAUUUAACACAUGAUCAGCUUCUUACUCAGGUUUUCACAUCCCAUGGACCAACAGUAAUUAUGCCAACUUGGUUCUGUUCUCGGGAAUGGUUUUACCUUGUAGGAAGAUUUAAUGAAGAAGGAAAGGGGACCCCAGAGGAUCUGCUCUUCUUUUAUGAACAUCUUCGAAAAGGUGGAGAAGUGUUUCGAGUUGACGAGUGCCUCCUCCUGUAUCGUUACCAUGCACAGGCAGCCACUAACACAGUUUUAGAGGAAACCAUCUGGACACACCGAGUUUUGUUUCUGGAGGAGAGAAUUCUUAGUAAUUGGACAUCCUUCACCAUUUGGAAUGCUGGCAAACAGGGCAGAAAACUUUUUAGAAGUUUAUCUCCAGCUAAUCAGAACAAAGUGACUGCAUUUUGUGAUGUGGAUAAAAAUAAAAUCACUAAAGGAUUUUACAUAUAUGAAGAAUCUAAGGAAACUUCCAAACCCAGAAUUCCAAUUCUUCAUUUCAAAGAAGCUUCCCCACCUUUAAUUAUUUGUGUGAAAUUGGAUCUCACAGAUGGACAGUUUGAGGAAAAUUUGAGCCUAUUGAAUUUGAAGGAAGUCACAAAAGCUGAAGUCUCUGGAAAGCUGCAGUUUGCUCCCUGUGGCUGCUACUCUUAUCUGCUUUCUAGUUCUACUUCAUGGUCACAACCUUAAGCCUCCUAAAGGCCCAGGCCUGAGCUCAUUGUAUUUGCCAACCCUAAAUUGCUUCAGAGUCCUGCCUCCACCCCAAUCUGCCUUCCCUCCUGGGCUCCACUAAAAUUACCUUGUUGAACUAGUGGCCCUUUGGAAAAGCUCUCAUUUUGACAUUGUUUUGUUCCUUUUUGUUAAAAAGGUUAGCUUUCUGAGAAAGGUAGGGGACAUCUGAAAGAGAAAUGAGGGGGGAACAUAGGCCUUCUCACUACUGCAGUCUUCCACUGGCCCCACAGCUGCCAUUAUUGCUUUUAAAAGUAGCUUCCUCCUCCCUGCUGCUAAAUGGCACAGGCCUGCCUUCAAAAACCAACCUUUUUAGUGUGCAAUGGAACACCUGACCCAGAACAUUCCUCGACUUUGAUGGGAAAAGGAGACGGCUCCUCUUUUCAUAGCAUCAGCUCCAGCUGCAAUUCCCUCUCCUUGUAACUCGAGGUAUGGACAAUAUGAAAGGAUGGUUUCAACUUCAGCCCCAGUCAAUGCUUUCUAUGUUGGAAACAUUUAAUUCUCUUCGCAGCAUUUUUGAGAGCAAAAUGAACCCCUUAUACAUUUCAUAUGGUAAUUUAACAAUCUUCACUGCCAGAAAUAAUUGGACUUUUCCUCAUAUAAAGUCUGCAAUGUUUUGUGAUUCAGUAAUUCAUAUGAAGGGAUUAAAAAGCUACAUGUUAUAAUAUCCUGAGGCAGGUCUAAAAGAUCAGCAUGAGAUAAACAAGGUUUACAUUUAGAAUAUAGUUUAUAUCAAGAGGUUUGAAACCAGUCUCCAUGAUGGUCAGGAAAUUAACUAGUCACUUAAGAUACUUUUUCCAAAGGGCUGAGACCAGCUGUGGUAACAUGAAUAACUGUUAUUUAUGCGUUCUCUCCAUCAGAUGUUUAUUGUUAUGAAUGUCUAAAAAACAUUACAUGCUUGUUUUAACUAAAAUUAAAUUUGUACAGAAGAAAAAAAUUCUUGUUUACUUUUACACAAAUUUAUUUUUAUCUUUACAAUAUUUCUUCAUUUGUACAGCGAUAUACGAGAAAGAAAAAAUACGUCAACAACUUUUAACAGAAUACUUUUUACUAGGGCUAUGCACCAUUUGGAAAGUAAUUUAAAAAAAAUGGUGUGUAAAUAUGUGAGAGCAUAAAUAUUUUAUCUUUAACCUUUAAAGUAGGAUUGCUAUCCUCUUCAAUUGCUAAGUGAUUCUAAGGACAGAAUUGCUUUAAAAAGUUAUGCACAGUUUUACAAUUCAUUGUGUAAAGUACAUUUUGAGAAUCAAAUCCAUGUUCCUACUAAUUUGUAUCUGAUUUUCCACUCAUUAUAAGACAAAACAAAAACAAACCUGUCUGCCCUUUAAAACUAGUUUUAAUUUUGCCAACCAAUGUUGCUUGCAUUUUUCAGCUAGUAUUUCCUUGUAUAUUUCUUUUUAGCAUCAGAAAUAUUUCAAUACACAUUAAAAAAGGCAACAUCCAGAAAGUCAGGAUACUGUAUCAAGUUUGAAUGAUAAAUUAUACUUCUGUUUAGAAAGGUGACAGAUUUUCAGCUGGAAUUAAACAAUGUAUCAGGGAUGAAAUCCUACCCAUUUUAUGCUCUUCUCAAAUAGCAAGAAUGCCCAGACUUCAUUAUAUCAUUUGAUUGAUAUGUCAACUAGAUAAUUUAUUCUGAAAUGCCUUUUCUAAAGAAUGAAGCUUCUGCUCUUCUGCAGAUAGCUUUUGAAAUGGUAGAUUGGAGCUAUUUAUAUAAUGCAUAACUUAUUUGACCAAAGGUAACUUUGGUUAUAAUGAAAUUUGGAGUGCUGUAAUUUAAUAAAGCCAAAAAAAGAGAGAGAGAACAUGCAAGAAACUGCAGUUAUAUGAACUUUUCAAAACAAUUUAAUUUAAUCUUCAAAAACACAAAAUCACCAACGUAUAUAUUAUCUUUUAAAACAAAAAGAUAUUCUUUUAGAAAAAGAAGUUAAAGUAGUUUCUCAUUUUUUAGCCUUUUCUUUUUAGCUUGAUCAGUAAAUACUGUUGCCCAAGUUGUUGAAAAACUGCCUGCUCCUUUGUGUCUAUGGAUUCAAAGCACUGUAAUUUUCAAUAAUAAUUGAUUUCCAAUUAUGUGCUCUGCAGGAAAGACAGAGAAAAUGAGAUUAAUUUCAUGAUAUUGUCAAGAAUACAUAUCAAAAUAAAUAAAAGUAACUCUUACUUAUAAGA
Pantherophis guttatus is the source of this 4078-nucleotide messenger RNA. It is a transcript of the gene QTGAL, whose product is annotated as queuosine-tRNA galactosyltransferase. Lineage: Eukaryota; Metazoa; Chordata; Lepidosauria; Squamata; Colubridae. The record is from RefSeq and is a predicted model, not a curated record.